Molecule: messenger RNA, 1794 nt
Organism: Ficedula albicollis (Collared flycatcher)
Lineage: Eukaryota; Metazoa; Chordata; Aves; Passeriformes; Muscicapidae
Gene: DPH5
Product: diphthamide biosynthesis 5
Exons: 7
Coding region: 166-1023 (285 amino acids)
Biological process (GO): protein histidyl modification to diphthamide
Molecular function (GO): diphthine synthase activity
Source: RefSeq, a predicted model, not a curated record
CGAGAAGCCGGGAAACGAGGAGCCGGGAGCCGGGAAAGGAGCAGCUGGGAGCCAGGCUGUCCCCGGACCUGGGGCCGGGUCCCGGCGUGCGGCGCCCCCGCUGACCCCGCUGAUCCCGCUUCCGCUUCCCUGGGGCAGGUGGCGGCCCGGGCGCGCCGCCCGAGCAUGCUGUACCUGGUGGGGCUGGGCCUGGGGGAUGCCAAGGACAUCACGGUGAAGGGGCUGGAGGCCGUGCGGCGCUGCCGCAGGGUGUACCUGGAGGCCUACACGUCCGUGCUCACCGUGGGCAAGGAAGCGCUGGAAGAGUUUUAUGGGAAAGAAUUGAUUUUGGCUGACCGAGAAAUGGUGGAACAAGAAGCAGAUAGCCUUUUAAAAGAAGCUGAUGUUUGUGAUGUUGCAUUUCUUGUGGUUGGUGAUCCUUUUGGGGCCACGACACACAGUGAUUUAGUGCUACGUGCAGUAAAAUUGGGGAUUCCUUACAAGGUCAUUCAUAAUGCUUCAAUAAUGAAUGCAGUGGGCUGCUGUGGUUUACAGUUAUAUAAUUUUGGAGAAACCGUUUCCAUAGUGUUCUGGACAGAUACCUGGAAGCCGGAGAGCUUCUUUGACAAGAUUGAGAAGAACAGGCAGAAUGGAAUGCACACCCUGUGCUUACUUGAUAUUAAAGUGAAGGAGCAGUCUCUGGAGAAUCUCAUGAAAGGAAGAAAGAUUUAUGAGCCACCACGCUACAUGAGUGUGAAUCAAGCUGCAGAACAGCUUCUUGCCAUUAUUCAAAAUAGAAGGUUCCAAGGAGAAAAACCAGAAAUUACUGAAAACACAAUUUGCGUUGGCCUUGCUCGUGUGGGUGCUCUGGAUGAGAAGAUUGCUUCAGGCACAUUACAGCAGAUGUCCACUGUGGAACUGGGUGCUCCACUACAUUCCUUAAUUGUUACAGGCACUAUGCAUCCUCUGGAAUUGGAAAUGCUGAAACUUUUCUCUGUAGACAGUUCCAGUUUUGAAAAUAAUGCAUGUCAAAGGACUACUUAAAUAAAAAAGAGGCAUUUACAUUUUUAUUCCAUCUUUAAUUGCAUAACAGCAAAAAAUAUUGCUGUGACUAUUUAAGACUUGUCUAAUGGUAGUUAGACUCCACAUUGCUUCAGAGGACAACACUGCAGGAACAUGGACCUGCUUUUACCCGAGGCUGCAAACUGCAUCUGCUGGUAUCAGCUUCUACCCUGCAGACACCUCCACAAGCUUCUAAACCUUUGAUUCAGGUCAUUGGUAUCUUGGGCUUCUGACUAGGAUAAGAGUACCAGGUAUCUGUGUGGCAUCACUUGCUGUAGUGCAUUAACCAAACCUACUGCAUACAUUGUAAGUGCAUUAAAUGUUAAAUUUUGCCUCUCAACUUUGCAGAAAUUCAGUUCUCUUUCCAAUAGAAAACAUUAGUAUGCAAAACCUGUUAGGUCUGUGUCCAUCUUUGCCUUGAGAGAGCAAAUACAGACAGUGAGAAUGCUCUAAACCAGAGAAAACCAAGAACUUUCCGUUUGGACAGCUGGUGAAGAAGGGAAGAGGCUGCACAAAAUUUCUUAGUUCAGAAGAUUGCAAUUUAAACUAGAAUCUGAUUUCUUCAUAUGUUAAUGCAGAAAUUUAUGCAUUUUAGCAUUUAUGAAGGGCUAGACAUAACUGCAGCAACCACAGUUAACCUCAGGCCAAGUCUUAGCAAACAGACUGCAAGAAUUCUUUUUAAAAAUCAGCUUGUAGAUGAUGGUGGUUGCUAUUUCAACUGUUGUUAACAGUAUGAUGAAAACAAAGCAGACC